AUGAUCCAAUUUCUGUUUUCUUGCUUGCAGGCGUCACAGUUGCUGUGGGCUGCAGCAUCAGAUGGUGACUUGCAGACGGUGAGGCGUGCUCUGGACGAGGACGCAGACCCUCACUCUGCCCAAAACCCUGACGGCCACACGCCCCUGACCAUUGCGGCACUGAACGGCCACCUGGCUGUCGUCAAGGAGCUCAUCGGCCGCGAAGUGGAUCUGGACGACGUCGGGAAGUCCACUGGCGUCACGGCCCUCCUGGGAGCCUCCUUUGAGGGACACCUGGAGAUUGUUGAGGCCCUGCUGCACGCUAAAGCUGACAGCAAUGCGGCAGAGGUCACCACGGGUGUAACCCCCCUAUUUGCCGCGGCACAGGAGGGCUAUUUGGAUGUAGUGAAUGCCCUGCUGAAGGCGGGCGCAGCUGUGGACAAAGCGAGGACUCUGGACGACGCCACGCCCCUGUAUGCUGCAUGCGCGCUGGAUAGGCCUUCUGUGGUGAGGGUGCUGGUGGAAGCAGGGGCCGACGCGCACAGGAAGCGAUCAGGCAUUGGCGACACGCCGUUCACAGUGGCAUCGGAGUACGGGCUCUCGGACGUGGUGAGAAUACUGGAGACUGUGAAGUAUGCUGCGAAGUCUGCUUCGCUGCAGAGCGGCAACAUGGGGGAAGUCCUGGGGGGGCAGCUCAGCGGGGCCUUGGUGGCCUCUGAAACAGUUGCUCAGAAAGAUGGUGAAGGCGACGGGGAGGAGGGGCAGGCAGCGACGAAGGAGCUGCCCGAGUGCUUGAGCAAGGCACCAGCAGGUUUGGAGCAGGAGUCUGAGAAAAUGGACAAAGGGGAAGGGGAGGUUGACAAUUGCGACGAGACGCAGGCGACCCCUGAGGUGGAUGUGGGGCGGGAGGUGCGAAAGAAGGAUGGGAAGGUGAAGAGCGACUCCAAGAGCGUGGAUGAGGCACAGACUGGAUCGAAGUCGGGUAGCCUGGGGGAUGGCAAGAAGAGGAAUGGUGAGAAGAUGGGAAAGCAGCGUGCAAAGAGCGUCGACGAGGUGGGGUCAGGGCCGGGGACCGAGGCCAAGAGGGAGGCGAGGAGGAGAGACGAAGGGAGGAGAAAGGAGGACAGGAAAAGGAAGGAUUGGCAGUCCUCAGCGAAAGAGCCCGCAAAGAUAGACGAGACGACGCCAGCAUCGAAGGCAAAGACAGCGGCAGGGAGUGACAAGAAGAAUGAUGCACAGGCGGCUGGGGGGAAGGGGUCGUCGAAACGGCGUCGUAGUGACACAGGAGGCAAGGCCGCUGCGCCUCCGGCGCCGCUGGACGCCAAAGCCAACGAAUUCGAGGUGCAGGAGCUGCUGGAGACGCGGAUGAGGAAGCGGAAGAACGGGGCGCUGGUGAGGGAGUACAAGGUACGUUGGAAGGGGUUCGGCCCCAACGAGGACACCUGGGAGCCGGAGGAGAACCUGACGCGUGGCGUGGAGGAGCUGCUGCUUGAGUUCAGCAAACCGGGGGGGAAGAAAGUCAAGAAAGCAUGA
Molecule: messenger RNA, 1512 nt
Organism: Ostreobium quekettii
Lineage: Eukaryota; Viridiplantae; Chlorophyta; Ulvophyceae; Bryopsidales; Ostreobiaceae
Source: the annotation of a GenBank genome assembly